AUGGCAGACGCUGCACCCGGCACACGCAGUCGUCGACGCCGCACUUCCUCGUCCGACGACACUGACGUCCAAGUCAUCAUUCCCGUCUCGCCUUCCGCUCCCGCUGCUGGCCACAGGGCAGCAGCCAGGGGCAAGAGGGAUCGCAAAGCGAGCGCAAGCCGAGAUACCACAACACCACCGCCUCACGAAGACGAGCCCUCCCGAAAGGUUCGAUUUCGUCGAAGCCCCGGCAAAGAAUCGAACGCCGCUUCUAAAGACGACGGUAACAAGAGCCAUGAAGCAAUAGCAAAGACCGUAGCAGAUGGUGAUAAGACUCUCGGAGCAGCAGCAGCAUCCUCCUCCUCCUCUUCGGGCGCCGAUGCGCAAGGAGAAGAAGGCUCAAAUUCGCUCGUCGAUGGCGGCACGGCGCCUACGGCUGGCAGCUCCACGCAUAGCUCGUCUUCGACACGGAAAGCAUCACCAGCCUCUGCAAAGAGGACGACGAGGGAUCUAGCAAGCGAGCUUUUUGACGACGAUGACGACGGCGACGAUGCAGGAAAGCCAGAGCAAAAGGGGAUCAGAGAAGCUGCGACGAGCGACGCGGACGAUGCAGCAGCCAACGGAAAGAGAGCGAGCACCGAUCCGCAGGAAUGCCUUCUGGAGGUGGUCAUUCCUCGUCGCAAGCGUCGACGCGCUAGCUCAGAUUCAUCCCAAGCGGAAUCGCAACCGAGCUCGUCGUCCUUCACAACCGCCGUCGAAGUCGAGCCGGCCCGCAACAAUGCCACCGACACCGCUUCGCUCCAGCUUCGUAUCCGGCAACUGGAGAUGCAGCUGGCCGAAUCCAAGAGACAUGCGGAGCAGAGCGCCACCGUCGUUUCUGCGCAGAACACCAUCUUCCAGGAGAUUCAUGGACUGUGCGUCUGUCAUAUCUGCCUCGAGCCUUCCUUCCGCCCUUGCGUCCUGGCACCCUGUGGUCACGUCUUUUGCAUCCAUUGUCUACGAUCGUGGUUCACCAGACGCGCCGACGGCGAGGCCACGCCUCCCGAGAGCUGGUCGCGCGAGGAGGCGGAGCGAUACGAACGCUCGCGCACGCUCAAGCGCAAAAAGCUUUGCCCUUCCUGCCGCACCGAGCUUGCCUGUCCACCAGUCGAGGUCUACCUGAUCAAGGACAUGUUAGAGAAGGUGGACCAUGGACUUGAGCUCAGCAAAGACGCCAACGUUGACGAGCAAGUCGCAGAGUCGAGCACCGCCAUCCUUUCGGUGGACGACAAGGCGCGGCUCAAGGGCGAAGACCUGCCCAAGGGUGCCAAGCUGUGGGAAGGCAUCUUUGACCAGGAUGGACCGCGUCGUAUCAUCUUUGACGAGGUGGAUGGUGUCCCUCGCUGCGGUAGCUGUGCAUCCGAGAUAUUCGACGGCGCCUGCAGCAACCCGUCGUGUGGGAUCGAGUACGACUCUCAUUCGGACUACGAGGGCUUGCAUCGAGCUGGCUGGGAUCAAAUGGACGGAUUCGAUUCAGAUCAGGAUAGCGAUGAAGAGGACCGACCGCGACCACGACGCAAUGGCGUGCUUGCCGAGCGACUGGCCGAAUUCGAAGCACGUCACGGUCGAUCGGAGGGACUGCAUCAUCGCGGAGGAAAUCGACUCGAGCUGCCGGACGAUUUCACGGGCAUCACGUACAUUGAUUCGUCGGACAACGAGCACUUGGUGGACGAGAGGACAGGUAGGAUAUUGCGACCCAACGGUCUGCGAACGGGUCCACGUGGGCGCGGCUCGGACGAUGAUGAAGACGACGAGGAGAUGGACGACUUUAUCGUUGGCGACGACGAGGACCUUGAUGGCUUUGCUGACUCGGCGUCGCCGCACAUUGCGCCUUGGCACCGCUACGACGGCCAUGACUUCGAUAUGAAUAGCGACUCGGAGGAGGAGGAUGAGGAAGGGGAGGAGGAUGACUUCUUGCCUGGUCCGAGGCGGUACAGGGGUGGAUCGGCCAUCGAAAUUUCAGACGAGGAAGGGAGCGAGGGGGGACGCGAAUCGAGUGUCGAGUAUAGGGGCAGGCGAGGUGGUAGAAGAGUGACGGAUGACGACAGUGUGGAGGAAGAGGAGGAGGAGGACGACUUGAACAGCGAUAGCGAGGGGUCGGAUGUGCCGAGCGUACAGAGCGUAAGUGACGGGGAGGAGGAAAGCCGGCACGCAGGGAUGGGCAGCAGCACUGACAGCAGCGUGAGGCGUCGACGGGCUCGGAUUGUGGACGACGAGGAUGAGGACGAGGAUGAGUAG
This is a messenger RNA of Pseudozyma hubeiensis SY62, 2256 nucleotides long. RefSeq lists its product as hypothetical. The coding region runs from base 1 to 2256 and encodes 751 amino acids. The record is from RefSeq and is a predicted model, not a curated record. Gene Ontology annotation, molecular function: metal ion binding; ubiquitin-protein transferase activity. Lineage: Eukaryota; Fungi; Basidiomycota; Ustilaginomycetes; Ustilaginales; Ustilaginaceae. Gene Ontology annotation, biological process: protein autoubiquitination. The transcript has a single exon.